AUGAAACAUGUUGUGGAUCCAGUUGUGAAAAUUGUUCUUUUCAUCAAGGCAAGAGGUCUAAAUCACAGACAGUUUAUCACACCACAGGAAGAUAUCGGCUCGGAUCACAGUGAUGUUUUGGAUCAGACCGGUGUACGCUGGUUGAGUUUGGGGAAAGUUCUGAGACGUGUCUGGGGCCUGAAAACGGAAAUUUUACUGUUUUUGGAGAUCAAAGGGAAAGAUACAGAAUAUCCUCAACUCAGAGAACCCGAAUGGCUAUCAGACCUGGCGUUUGCAGUUGAUCUCUUUGAACAUUUGAAUGAAUUGAACACCAGACUUCAAGGGAAGGGCACUUUCGCUCACGAAAUGUACUCAACAGUGAAGGCAUUCAGGAUGAAGCUAAAACUGUUUUCUCGCCAGCUCAGUCAGAAUAUCACAACACACUUUCCAACACUGGAGACAAUGGCACCCCAGAUAAUGUCAACUGAGAAAUACACCAAUAUGAUAUCUACACUAGACAAUGAAUUUGCUCGUCCUUUUGCGGACUUCCAGAAACUUGCUGCUGAGUUUGAUAUCUUGUCAUUCCCGUUUACAGCUGACUUUGAAAAGGUGCCGGAUGCUCUACAGCUGGACUGGAUUGACCUGCAGUGUGCAUCUACUCUGAAAGAAAUUCCAAUCUGA
Pomacea canaliculata is the source of this 660-nucleotide messenger RNA. RefSeq names its product general transcription factor II-I repeat domain-containing protein 2B-like. The record is from RefSeq and is a predicted model, not a curated record. The transcript has a single exon. NCBI's taxonomy places the organism in Eukaryota, Metazoa, Mollusca, Gastropoda, Architaenioglossa, Ampullariidae. Bases 1 to 660 code for a protein of 219 amino acids.